AUGAACGCAAGGCUGGAGAAUGCUCUCCAUGUGCAAGACCUCAGCAAGAACCUAUUUUCGUUGACGGCAGCAACAGCGCGCGGGAUGACGAUCAAGAUUGCACGCAAUGACUGCAUCGUCAAGAAAAGCGGACGACCCUUUGCGACAGGCUCACGGCGCGGUAUGCUUCUUCUACUCAAUGUUGAAGCCAAAUUCGAGUGCUACAUGGUAGAGGGCGAAGAAGAACUGUGGCAUCGCCGACUAGGACAUGUGUCCUACUCUACUGUGAACAAGCUGAUCAAGCAAGGCUGUAUUAACGGCAACUGCAUCGAUCCAAGUGUCGUUUGUGACUUAUGCGCGACAUCCAAGCAAGUACGCAAGACAUUCAACAGCAACGAAUCGGAUACUGCAGCAAGGGAGAGUCGCCGCGAAGACUCGGUCGUGUGUUCGGAUGUUUUAGGAACUGUGUCACCGGCAUCCAAGUCGGGCUACCGCUACGUCCUGACCUUCAUGAUGAUGAAGCGUCACUUUGCGAUGGUUUAA
This is a messenger RNA of Peronospora matthiolae, 522 nucleotides long. The record is from the annotation of a GenBank genome assembly. NCBI's taxonomy places the organism in Eukaryota, Oomycota, Peronosporomycetes, Peronosporales, Peronosporaceae.